This is a messenger RNA of Poecilia reticulata (guppy), 838 nucleotides long. NCBI's taxonomy places the organism in Eukaryota, Metazoa, Chordata, Actinopteri, Cyprinodontiformes, Poeciliidae. The record is from RefSeq and is a predicted model, not a curated record.
CCGGAAGAGUCUUACAGGUUGAAUUUCCGCUGAGGGCUUCAUGAUUUGCAAUUAAAAUCAGAGCUCUGUGUAAGCAAACCAAAAUAAGGCUUUAAAAGUGAUUUAGAGGAGUGGCCGUCCUUUGAAAUAACCUCUAUGAUGCAAAUUUUAACAAAACUGUCUUGAUGUGUUUCAGCUUUAUGUGAGAAGCUCAGUGACCAACGACUGAUAGUGAGGGCAGACAUGAUUAAAGAAAGAUACUUGGCAGGAGACGUGGUUCAGUAUGCGUGCAGUGCACCUGGUGCCAAUGAAGGAGGCAACGCAACAUGUGAGAAUGGCAAGUGGACAACAUCCGAAGAAUGUCCAAAUGUUCCUUGUAAAGUUGAGCCAUUGAGUGUCGGACUGAGACGUGUUGGAAGUGSAUCCAAAACUCUAGUGAAUCCUGGACAGAAAUUAMGUUUUUUGUGUGAAGAUSAGUACGAYAUGGAGGGUUCUGAUGAAGUUCAGUGUUUAGACACGGGGAAGUGGAAUGGCCCGUUUCCAACCUGCUCUGAGAAAUGCAGAAUACCAAACCUACCAGAAAAUGUUCGCAUCACUUCAUCUGUACAAGACAAUGUUAUAAGUAAAGGAGAUACAUUGUCAUUUGCCUGUCGUCAACAAGGACACAUCAUGCAAGGGAGUUCAACAAGUCGUUGUGUGGGAAAUGGAGAGUGGAGCACGCCCGUGCCUCAGUGUUCAGAAGCCCGGAACACUGACCACUCACGUAAAUCACUUCUUGUCUUACUCUUUUCUUGAACAUGUUUUUAUCCUAACUAUAUUUAUUUAAGGUGUCAGCAUUUACACUCUGAUACAUUUAAUU